Dinoponera quadriceps is the source of this 4724-nucleotide messenger RNA. RefSeq names its product protein CEPU-1-like. Gene Ontology annotation, biological process: synapse organization. The record is from RefSeq and is a predicted model, not a curated record. NCBI's taxonomy places the organism in Eukaryota, Metazoa, Arthropoda, Insecta, Hymenoptera, Formicidae. Bases 1357 to 2184 code for a protein of 275 amino acids. The transcript has 7 exons. Gene Ontology annotation, cellular component: neuron projection membrane.
UUCGCUCGGAUAUCCGUGCCACGAGAGUGACCUUCGCGUCCGACCGGCUGCCGCCCCGCUGCCGUCCGUUGAUCCGCGAGAUCAACGUACCCCGCGCGGUCCCGAGCGCCAAAGGCUCGAGGAUCCUCGCCGAGAGCGAGCGACGACCCGGAGACACGCUUGUCACACUCGGCCAGAGAGGAACGUCGUCCCCGAGAACGAAGAGAGUGAGAGAGAAAGAGAGAGAGAGAAAGGGGAAGAAAGAGAGAGACACGCCUGUUCCUGGGAAGAGGGAAAGAACGCGCGCUUCUUGGCGCCUUCGAGCCCGCCGGUCAUUCCCCGCGUCGAGACACGUUGCGUUCUCGCGUCACGUCGUAAACUUCGCGGGAGUAUCGGGGAGACCGAGUGCGUGGGAGACGGCGGCGGGUCGAUUCCCCGGUCGGCGAGAGACGCGUGUUCGCACCGGCGAGGGAUCCCCCGUGGUCGUCGGCCGCCCGACGGCGAUGACCGACCGCCGUGCGACUUCGCCGAGGGUGCGAUAAGGCGAGGCGGCGUCGACGAAGAGCGACAGCGCGCGAGGGAGAGGAGGAGGAAAAGCAAGAAAAACGGUGAAAACGGCAAAACGGGGGAGAGGAAACGAGGAUUCGAAAGGGAUGAUGCGCGUAUCACGCCCCAUCGGCGCUUUUCAAUUACGCGGAUCUAGAUCGCGAAGCUAUUAGCGAAUUAAGCGGACCGAGCGAGCGGCCGAUCGAGGGAGAGGAGAGAGCAAGGGAGGGCGGAGGGAGAAGGAAAGAGAGAGAGAAAGAGAGAGAGAGAGAGAAAGCAAAGCGGGGACUAUGCGGGCCGCUGGUGGACGCUACGGGGAAAAAGGAAAGUAACGAUCGCGUCGGCGACCGCGUCGCGAUGAAAUUGUGUCGGGGUGGACUGCAAGCCCUCGAAGUAGCCGUCGGAGGCGCGUGAGCGACAACAGAAACGGUGCCAUGGCACGCGGAAACGAGAAAAAGCCGAAGUCGUCGACCCGUCCGUCCACGAUCGUCGACGUCGUCUUCUGGUUCUCUUGACUCGUUCACUCUCUCUCUCUCUCUCUCUCUCCCGUUCUCUCUCGGUCUCUUCUCCUUCCCUCUCUCUCUCUCUCUCUAUCUCAGUUUCCUCCGAACGUUCUCUCCCUCGGGUUCGCUCACUUCGGCAACCGCUCCUUUCCGGCACGUUGCACCGAUCUUGCGUGUCAAGUGCGAAACUCGCACGCUCAGCCACUUUCGCGGCCCCCGGCGGAAGUCAGUCGGUCGUCCGGUCGACAUCCCUCAGGAUCGACCGGGAUCGGAACGGGGAUAGAUCGUCGAGCAACGCGUGGCCCGGAACGACUAUGAGAGAGAGACAAUGAGGUGUCUAAUGUUGACCCUCUGCGGUCUGCUGGUUUCGGUGCAAGGACCUGCCCGUUGCACGGCCGAUCGCAGGAUACACGAGGACCGAGCGUCGGAACCGCUCGACCGCGGGCCGUACUUCGAAGUCUCGGCCUCCCGCAACGUGACAGCCCUCGUCGGCAAGACGGCCACGCUGAACUGCCGAGUCCGGAAUUUGGGCGAUCGAACGGUGUCAUGGGUGAGGCAUAGAGAUAUCCAUCUCCUGACCGUGGGUGUCGAGACGUACACGUCCGACCAGAGAUUCGUCGCGUCGCAUUUUCCCCGCACGGAGGACUGGACGCUACAAGUGAAAUACCCACAACGACGGGAUUCCGGCACAUACGAGUGUCAAGUGUCGACGACGCCGCCCAUAGGUCACUCCAUGCACCUCUCCGUUGUCGAGCCGGUGACGGAGAUUAUCGGAGAGUCGGAGAUGUACAUAAACAAGGAGAGCACUAUGAAUUUGACCUGCGUGGUACGACACAGUCCUGAGCCGCCGUUGACCAUUUAUUGGACCCACGAUCACGAGGUGAUCAAUUAUGACAGUCCGCGGGGCGGGGUGUCGGUGAUCACGGAGAAAGGCGAAGUAACGACCUCGUACCUUCUGAUCCAGAAGGCUCAGCCGGCGGAUAGCGGACAAUACACCUGCCAUCCGAGUAACGCUAAUACAAAGACCGUCUUGGUUCACGUGCUUAACGGGGAGCAUCCGGCGGCGAUGCAGCACGGCGGCCAACUGAGACUGGCCAAUCUACCGUUUGUGAUGAUCUCCACGACGCUUUUGACCUUCCUCAAUCACCCGUAUUGAGUGUCCAGCUCCGGGACGAAGCAGCGGCGAAACGCCGAUCACGCAGAUUGAAGCUGCGGCCGACGUAGCGUGGACGAUCGGAAGAGAUACGAGCUCGCGGAAGUCCACACGGAUAAUGGCCGAAAGAAAUCUUACCUCGGCCGGAGGAGAAUCGUGACGGGUGUUGAAAAACGCGCGGACAAAAGCGAGGAGCACAGCAAGGGAGGAGGCCGAGGGGGGUAGAGGAGACGGUGGAGGAAACGACGAAUGUCGGUAGUGACCGCGCGUGACGCCGGGGUGAGGCGCGAGGAAGGGACAGGUGUAAAAACGACAGACGGGGAGCGAAUCCCGGUUAGUGCUGAAAUAUUGUAAAUGCGCGAAGACUUUAGGGCGAAGACAGGGUAGCGACAAAAACCGAACAUAUAUAUAUAUAUACAUACACACACGCACACAUACACAUCACACACGCGCAUGCACACCCGUAUAUUCGUGAGAAUAACUCUCAACGUUCACCUGCGCAUAUAUACAUACAUGCAUAUACACGCACAUACACAUACAUGCAUUCGAGCAGCAGGUAUAAACGUUACAUUUUUGCUUUAUCACGGUUACGAGACAAUACGUUGUGCUUGCCGAAGGAUGUGUACGUGUUACUGUUGAUAAGAAAAUAAGUUGAGACUUUAACGGGUCCGUGUUAAAAUCUAUUAUUGCGUUGCGAGAGAGAGGGAAUACCUAUUGGAGAAUAUACAUAUAUAAAUAUAUAUAUAUAUAUAUAUAUAUACACACAUUAUAUAUAUAUAUAAGAUACGAUGUGAAGCAAAAAUGGGAGCACUCGACGAGCGAGACGCGAUCGAGCGCCGCCGUCGAGGCUGAUCGCGGCGGCAGUCAUUCAUGCGCGAACAAUGCCAGAAUUUUGAGGGACUGCCGUCAAGGGAGUGUCGACGGUACAGAAAGAAGGACGGAUCCGACGUCGUUGUUUCGCUCGGCGACGAAUCCGCCUCUCGGAUGUAGCCGUCGAUUUAGGCGUCGAUUUAUAACACGUUCCACGCCGGACCAGUUUUACGCGACUCUUCAUCCCCUCCCCCCUCGCUCAACCGUGAGCCAAAUUUCAUCUGCCGAAUGCCGACACGCGUUUCAUGAUGAUGAUUAUCAAAAUAUCUCGCGACUCCGUUCCUUCUCGGAGCCACGUCGAACGGGGGCGGCCCACGCGCGGGGCGCGUUGAUGGUCGAAAGCAACGCGCGGAUGGAGUGUCGUUAUUAGGCGAGCUACGUCGAAUAAGAACGCGGCCGGAGCUCCAUUCACCGGCCGUCGUCGACGGCAUUGUCCGCCGGCGCUGCUUCAUUUCACAUCGGACGAUUAUUUGACAGCGUGAGAUUUUCGCCAGCCGCUCUCGUACCCGACGUUGACACCGACACCGUUUGCUAUUAUUGUUGUUGCCGUAGAACAUCCACGAGUGGGCGCGAGCGAUGUGUGUAAAUUACCGCACACAGGAAGUGUGGUUGUAAUUAUAAUUUAAUUUUAAUCGCGAUUGUGUGCGCGACUACAAUGGGCGGGAUCCAAAUUAUAUCGGCGGGAAGAUAUUGUCCCCGUUGUUAUUGUUGUUUCACGCGCGGCCUCUAUUGUUGCGCAUUCGUACGCGUGAAAUAUUGCCCCGCGUGUGCAUAAUUGCACGCCCGAGCGGACAAAGGAACAGACGACGACGGAGACGGAGCCCGGGACGGAGCCUAAGCGAGGGUUAACGAAGUAAUUUCCGGAGAAAAACGGGACUCGAUCGCUCCCACGAGUCUAAUGGACAGUCUCUUGGAGGUCUUCCGCGUCCUCUUGUUCUCGAGAUACGCUCGUACGUUCGAAUCUCUCUCUCUCUCUCUCUUCCUCACCCUCAUCCUCCGCCCGAUCCUCGAUUCAGUUCAACUCCAGCUGAUAGUUAGUCGUGCCAAUUUCACGCGCGAACCAGACCCAUCACGAUCGAGUGUCGACUGUACAUCGGCGUGUGUAUCGAUCGUGUAUACAUCGCUCGAGACAUCGCGCUCCGCCUCUGUUUUCCUUUUCUCGACUCGAUCUAUAAUUUCACAUGCGAACGACGUUGUAUCCGGCGUUGUAUAGGCGCAUACAGAUCUCUUCUGGGUUCUCUUCCGGUUCUCACCGACAGCUGCUUCUUUUCGCGAGAGAGCGAGAGAGAGAGAGAGAGAGAGAGAGAGAGAGACGAGUCCGUAGUGACGGGGCGGAAGGUCGGGUACGAGAAUCAAAACUGAAAUCCUAUUCGGACCAGAGAACGAACGACUCGCUCCAAAUAUGUAUAUACGCGCGGGGGAUCGCAGGCGUCGCGUUGCGCCGGAGGACAAACACGCGCCGCCCGCGACACUCCGAGCGUUCGUGUAAAGAGGUAUACACAAAUGUUCUUCUCUCAGUUGCAUCCUACGAUUUCUCGAUACGUUACUCAUAAAUGUGCUUGAUUGAUACACGUAGUUGGGAGAAAAAAAAAAACAGAAAGAGAAGCAUCCGAAGAAAAAAGUACCACAGACGAGAUAAUUUAUAAUAUUAAUAAUAAAAGAUUCUUUUCAUA